CCGCGUAUUCCAAUUUCCAGAGGGAAGUUACAUGUUUUUUUUGUUAUUUGUCUAUAUUUUAAUUAUUUAUGUCUUCAAAGUGGUUCAAGAAUUGCAAAUCCGCGCGUCGUCAUCUAUUAAAUGUACUCUUUAAUCUUCAAGCUGUUGACAAAGAAAUUAAACCUUGUUAUUUGUGGGACGCAUUUCCAGCUGACAUAUCGGAAGUAAAACUGUACUUGAAUGAACUUUACAGUUCCGGACAAAUUAGCAAAAGCUUGAAUGCUUUUUUAGUGAACGACACAAUAUUCGUGACUCGAUUUGAAAAUUUAAAAACUCAAUUAGAUAAUUUAGGUGCUAAAAAAGUAAAGGUGAUUGAUGUAUCGAAAGAAAAUGUCAUGCCAAUUAUACUUCCUGCGGAAGAAAAGUCAAAAGUAUUGAAAUCUGUUAUGAAAAAUGUUCAUACGUUACUUUCUAGUCUCACGGAUCCCGAUUCUUGUGAUAAAGAAGUAAAAAAUGCUGAUGUUCCGAUAUGUAACAUCACUACAUUAUACGGCGUACUUGUUGGUUAUCCAGUUUUGUACUGGUACAGUUUGCAAAGCCAUAAUUCCGAUUUUACUUGUUUAUCUAUGGUACCUCUCAAAGUGUACAAGGUCAUGUCCAAUUUUAGUUCUUCAGAUUUUUCAGGCUUUGGGGCUAGUGUUUCCCAAUCUGCUAGAGAAUUAUUUUCUUUCAGUAUUCCAGAAAAUGUUUCCAAUAAAACUGAAAGCUUAGUGAAUGAAUGGUUUGACUCUCUCUUGAAAAAGUGCAGUGAUACAAAGUUUUGCAAACUGGAAAUUAUGCAAAAUUCUGUGACUCUACCCUAUGUCUCGCUUUAAAAUGUGCAUUAAUAUUUAUGCAAUAACAAUGAUAAUUUUCUGCAUUCUGAUGUGAUAUAUGUCAAGGGACAAAAAAUAAUUUCAUCAAUGAAUUAUUUAAAUCUCGAAAAUUACUUUUUUUAUUUUUUGUA
Uloborus diversus is the source of this 985-nucleotide messenger RNA. RefSeq names its product UPF0739 protein C1orf74 homolog. The transcript has a single exon. Bases 69 to 854 code for a protein of 261 amino acids. NCBI's taxonomy places the organism in Eukaryota, Metazoa, Arthropoda, Arachnida, Araneae, Uloboridae. The record is from RefSeq and is a predicted model, not a curated record.